Messenger RNA from Plasmodium vinckei vinckei, 474 nucleotides. Its product is annotated as conserved Plasmodium protein, unknown function. The coding region runs from base 1 to 474 and encodes 157 amino acids. The record is from RefSeq and is a predicted model, not a curated record. The transcript has a single exon. Lineage: Eukaryota; Apicomplexa; Aconoidasida; Haemosporida; Plasmodiidae.
AUGGAACAAAAUGAAAUAAGCCUUCUUGAUAUUAAGAGAAAAGCUCAGAACGAGCAAGAGGCACAAAAUGAUAAUUCCAAACAAAAAAAGUUUAAAAUUUUAAAUUAUACAUCAAAAGAUAGUUCAAUUAAUAAACAUGAAACAGAAUUUAUUGUUUAUUUUUGUUUUUUAUGUGGAAAUAAUUGUUUAAUUAGUGAAAUAAAUAUAAAUAAAUUGCCUACAAGAAAAAUCGACAAUUCUAUAAUCUACCCAACACUCAAAUUUAUUAAUAAACAGUUUCAUAAAACACAAAAUAAAAAAAUUGCAAUUAAAAGAGAAAAUGGAAUAGAACUACAAUAUCGAAUUUUAUGUAGUGAAUGUCAAGCCCCUAUAGGAUAUACUACAACCUUAAAUAAUGAUGAUCCAUAUUUAUAUUAUUAUGAUUAUUCUUUAGUAACAAACCCAAUGAAUAGUAAACUUUUUUUAGACUUAUAA